Penaeus monodon (black tiger shrimp) is the source of this 3638-nucleotide messenger RNA. RefSeq lists its product as uncharacterized. Lineage: Eukaryota; Metazoa; Arthropoda; Malacostraca; Decapoda; Penaeidae. The record is from RefSeq and is a predicted model, not a curated record.
GGCCAUACAUGGUGCAGAUCCUUGCAUUCUUAGUGAUAAGUGGUACCUUCUUGGUGUACCGCGAGACCUCGAAGGUACAGACGCUGCCCUGUGGUGACGCUUGUGCAGAACGAAGCGAUGCGAGGCAGUCGGAUUCCUACGUCCUGAACACACCAGGUUGCGCCAUACCUGAUUUCACCCCCGAUCACUCGAGCAUUGCCAAGUACAAGGUCAAGACACGGAUUAAGUUCACCUGCGCUAACAAGAGGCCCUUGACAGAAGCAGAUAAACUGUUUCUCUCUCUCUACGAAGACAGAGCCCCUGAGUACGGCGUUUCCGAGCAGGAGCUGGUGUGUGUUUAUCAAGGAAUUGUGAGGGUCGAGCAGACACCUGAAAAUUUUACGGCUGAGUGUGAUAAAAAGUUCAGACUGAAAUCGAAGAUAUUAAUAACGCAAAACAGGACAGCUAUAGAAGAAGACGGAGUUAUCGUCAAAUGCUAUUUCAGAAAGAAGGAAAUAUACAGAAAUGUUCAUUAUUUUCUUCAAUCGAGAAGGUCAAAGGAGAAGCGAGAGAAAUUCCAGGAGGAGCACGGCGGGCAGCGGCACGACAUGCUCAGCGUCCUCAUCAUGGGCACGGACUCGGUGUCCCGCGCCAACCUGCGGCGCAACAUGCCCAGGACCUUCGACUUCCUGCGGCGCCCCGACGUCCUCGACUUCCGGGCGUUCAACAAGGUCGCGGACAACACGAACCCGAACAUCGUGGCCUCGCUGAUGGGCCUCACGCAGAAGGAGCUGCAGGAGGAGUGCCAGCCCCGGAGGACCAAGUACGACGACUGCCCCCUCAUCUGGAAGAACUUCUCCCGUGCCGGCUACGUCACCCUCUACGGCGAGGACAGCCCGCUCUUCGGAACCUUCCACUACAACCGGUUCGGCUUCGUCCGCGAGCCCACCGACUACUACAACCGGCCGGCCAUGCUCGCCGCAGACCGCCUCACGAAGCACAACGCGGGCCGGAAGGGCGUCAUCAGCCUCUGCCUGGGAGGAGACGCGGCCAUAUCCGUGAUCCACAGGUACUCGCUGACGGCCGCUGACACUCUGCGGGACACGCCCUACUUCGGCUUCUUCUGGAACUCGGGCAUGACGCACCAGAGGGUCCAGUGGGCGUCGGCGGCGGACGAGCCUUCGCUCCAGUACCUGAAGGCGCUGCAGGAGAGCGGCGUGCUGGACCACACCAUCGUCUUCUUCAUCAGCGACCACGGCAUCAGGUUCGGGGACAUACGCCUGACCUACGCAGGCUUCCUGGAGGAGAGGCUGCCCUACUUCUUCGCGCUCUUCCCCCCCUGGUUCAAGGAGAGGUUCCCCGGGGCCUGGCAGACCCUCGUCACCAACACAGGCCGGCUCGUCUCCAACUUCGACUUCCACGCGACGCUGAGGGACAUCCUGGCCGGCGCCUUCGGGAGCCCCGCGCGCGACCUACCCCCCCUCCGACAUGGCCAGAGUCUGUUCAGAGAAAUCCCGGUGAACAGAACGUGCGCGGACGCCUCCAUUCCUGAACAUUACUGCACCUGUGAACACCAGAGCGAGGUGCCCGUCGGCGACGAGAGACUAGUGGCCGCCGCGAAGUACAUUGUCUCUCACUUGAACAAGCAACUCGAAAUAUAUGAGGAAUGCGCGCAGUUGUUCGUUCAGAAGAUCAUUCGAGGUCAAGUUGGGUCACGCAGGAAGGGGGCGAAGCCAAAGGGGGCGCGCGCGACCUCUGUUAUCACCGUUGUCUUUGUGACUCUGCCAGGUGAAGGAGAAUUGGAAGCGACAGUCACACACCACAAAAAUAGAUUCGAACUGACGGCAGACAUUUCCAGAAUCAACAUGUACGGCAACCAGAGCCAUUGCAUAUCGGAUCCCUUCUAUCAGAAAUAUUGCUAUUGCAACGACCUGCUCCCCGUUUCGCCGACAGCGCUCGAGUGAGGAACAGCGACUAGCCGCCAAAUAACAAACUAUUUAUUGGAUUUUGUUAUUUUCUUUUGCAAAUGCUGGUAAUUGGUGAUUGCAGUGAUUUUUUUCUCUGUUGAGAAAAUACUGGUGUAAUUAUUUUCCUAGGAAUUUCUUAUGGAUAGCAAGUACUGUUAAUGAGUAAUUCAUGCUGUUGACCAAUGAAAUAUGUUGAUUUAGAAAUCUAGGGGAAUGAAACCGAGAACUAGAAAGAUGUUAUAGUAUAUUUUGCGUACCAUGACUUUUGUGUUUCCUCGAACGGGGCGUGUUUCUCUCUGCCUUACUGGCGACUCCUCUCCUCCCGGCAGCGCGUCAAGGCCCAGCUUAUCGUACCGUAUACACGUUUAUAGCCCUAAAGAAUAAUUUCAGAAUACAUGCAUUAGGUUUAUAGCCCUCUUAAUUUUGCAUAUACUCAGGUUGUAACUGCUAGAUGGACUAAUCAGCGCGAGAUUGGGAGGGCGGGCAGCACGACGGUUGCAAUGGUUGCAAGCUGGUGAGGAAGAUGGAUGGCAUUGUGGUUUUGUUUUAUGCACAUGGAAUGAUCUCCUAAUCAGGCAACGAGAGGUAAGCAUUCCCUUUUCCUUGAAACCACGGUAAGUUUUAACCCAUGAUUCUAGCAUGUGAUGUGGCAUCGGGUUUAAGCCAACCAGAUCUCAAUUGCCAUUAUAAUGAUAUUUCCUACACGUGUAAAUAAACCACAAAACCCUAUGCGUGAGACGGCUGGUUUUGUUCAAGUAAUAUGACAAUUUGACUACAGUUCACCUGUUUAUCUCUCGUUUAUUAUUAUACCCUGAAGAAACUAUAUAGCGAAAAAGCCUGAGCCUUUUUCGUAUAUUUCUAGUUCUCCCCUUCGUCUUUUAUUCACAAGGGAGUCGAGCAGACGUUUUUACACUCCAUCCGGUCUUAGGAAAGGACUAACCGGCAACUCGUGAAGUCUCCUUUUGAGAUGUAUUGAUGAAUUGGUGUAAAUUAAUAUAGAAAAUGUAUUUAAUGUAUUUGUCUAGACAAAUGUAAUGAUUUUUGUUGUUUUGUUAAUUCCAGACAUGUAAGUAUUAAGUUUCAGCUUCUAGACGAUGGUUGAACUAGUAUUGUUACAGUUGCUGGUGUUGCUAUAUAAUCGUAAUAAAUAUAAUAUGAUUAAUAAUUAUACUACAUCUGUAGUGAGUGUAGUAAUUGUGGCUGUGAUUAUUAUGGGGCUAUUUAUAGCAUAUCCAGAAGACAUAUAUAUACAAUGUUUCCGACUCUUCUACCAUACCCCAUAUGUUUUACGAAUAGACAAUGCAAAAUAAAGUAGUAGUAAGUGGCUUGUUAUUUGUUAAAAUGUUAGUGACCGAUUAUCGUCAUUCCUGCGAAUCGCGAUUUUUUUAAAUAGUGAUUUUUUUUUUACAGCAAGAUUUAUCUGUUUCAAAGUUGGCGAUACUUGGACGUGUGUACAAACAGUUCUCAUGUUUUAAUGCAACUCGUGUGCCUUCUGAAUGUGAUUUUCAUAAUUUCUAUGUUUACUGAUCAAUGUAAUUAAUAUGUCUAUUAAAAGUUGAUCCCAAAUACCAUUGACCUAUGUCACCUCCUAAUAUAUUUAUUGCUAUUCAUCAUUGGGUUGUGUUAUGCUUACUGUGGUUCUAGAAGUUCGAUGUUCGUAUUUUUAUGAAAUAUUAAAUAUUUUGCAUUUUA